Molecule: messenger RNA, 3339 nt
Organism: Lachancea nothofagi CBS 11611
Lineage: Eukaryota; Fungi; Ascomycota; Saccharomycetes; Saccharomycetales; Saccharomycetaceae
Source: the annotation of a GenBank genome assembly
AUGGGCGAUGCUUUAGAAACCUCGAAUGAAGGUGGUGAUGCAUUAGUGGUAAAGAGAAGAUCGCUCAGUAACUACCUGUCAAAUAUUCAAAAGAGAAGACAGGAGUUAGAAGAGCGCGCUAAAGCUCAACAGACUAAACCUGCAGAGGAGAUUAACAGUUCAACAAACUACGAGGAAAAUUCUGAGAGUAAAGCUGACAAGGCUUCUGUAAAUGAGGAAAAUGGUGAAUCAAAUAUGCUAACGAAUAAUGAAUUGCAUCAACCAGAGGCUUCUGCUCAACAGAUACAGAAAGCCCCGAAGCCGCUAUAUGGCUGCCCAAGAGUCGCAGGCGACAUUUCAGGAAUAGAAGUGUCCCUGCCAGCAGAUGCUAAUUCUGUAGCUAGAUUGAAAAGCAAAAAUGAGGAAGUGAACAUACCAUCUGGUCGCGAGCUUGGAGGAAAAACAUUCGAUACAGAGUCUCACACACGAGAGAAGGUUUGGAACUCGGAGAAUAAGAAAGAAAGUUCCUUACCUGUAGAAAAGACAGAUGAGGAGCAAAGUGCAGAAAAAAAUACAGACGUUAAACCACCUAGUACAAACGAAGGCGGGUUGGUAAAAGACCUCCCCGUUAGCUCAAAUAUCGUUGCUGGUGCGCAAGAUAUCGACAAAACAAAGGUCUCACAGGAGGAUCGUUCAAACGAAGCAGAGGCGAAAACGCAGAGAAGUUCAACAGUUUCAAAACCAAUCAAUUUAAACCAAGACAAUAUCGCUAUAAGGCAGCGCUCGGAAGAUGAAGAAAGCGAGCUUAGUGAAGUUGAAAGUGAUGCGCCAACUGAGCCGGCGUCUCCUCCCAGACCUAGACUGGGAAGAUUAGUGCGCGGUGACCAACUUCGAUCAUCUCCCUCACGCCGGAUUCCACGCCUUCACACAAAUAAUAGUGAAGAAUCAGAGCUUUCUGACCUCGAGGACUUGAAUCACUUACCAAUUUCAAGCAGCAUACUACACGGGGACUCACCGCCCAACAGAUCUGCUCAUAUCGCUUUAGACUCAUCCCCAGUAAACUUUUUAAAGAAGUCAGAUAAUGCUCCUGCUCACAUGAAAAAGUAUGUCGCCGUUAGAAAGCCGCAGAAUGCCAAAAAGAACAAAGUCCAUCGAGAUGCAGGCGGUAGAACGAGACUACAAGUCUCUUGCGACAAGGGCAAGUAUGAUUCUGCUAGAAAAUUAAUUCAGGAAGGGUACAACGUGGAUGAUCAAGACAACGCCGGCAAUUGUUCACUGCACGAAGCUGCUCUGAACGGACACCUCGAAAUUGUGGAGUUGCUUCUUCAAAACGGAGCAAAUGUUAAUGUACAGUCUUUUGAACCCGUCAAAGAUACGCCCUUGAUCGAUUCUGCAGCAAAUGGCCAUUUGGAUGUGGUUAGGUUACUACUGCGGUACAAUGCAGAUCCCACAAUCGUCAAUUCCAAAGGUCUGACUGCCAUAGAAUCGAUAGAAGAAGACUCUGACUUGGAUGACGAUGAACAAAAAAUUGUCCGCGGUAUCAAAAUAGAGUUGAAAAGAGCUAUGAAAAAGUAUAGCGGUGACGCUGGGAGACGUGUACGGUCAUCAUCAAAUAACAGGCAUUCGGAUAGCGACAGGUCGUCAUCCAAUGUUCGGAUGGAGGAUGAAUUUUACUGGACUGAUAUAACGUCUAAAGUUGGACGGGAGAAACUUUUACGAGCUUCUAAGGAAGGAAAGCUUCCUUACGUUGGCGCGUACUUUGAAAAUGGUGGUCGUGUAGAUUUCAAAUCUUUCCUCGAAGCAGUCAGGUUUGGCCAUGAAGACAUCACGAGUUUAUUUCUUGCAUUUGGUGCUCCGGCUAAUAUGACGAAUCGCGAAGGCCAAACUCCAUUAAUGAUUGCACUGGGACGCGGGCAUACUGGUACAGUCAAGCUUCUUUUGAAGGCAGGAGCCGAUCCAACUGUGAGAGACAAACAAGGACGAACAGUCCUCAGCUACGCAAAGGUUAGUGAACUGGGUCUUGUGAGUAAGCACGAGAUUGGCUUGAUAAAAAGUGCACUGCAAGCAGUUACUAAAGACGAUGGUUUAUCAAAUGAUGAGCUAAGGGACGAUAAGAUGGAUAGUGAGGACGUGCUUCGCGAAUUUAAGGGCAAAGCAGUAACCCCCGAGCCCCCGCGCAAAGCUAGCAUUAUGUCGCCAAAACCAGCGAUUCCUCGAAAGCGCUCUAGCUUGGCUGACUCCGACGAUCCACCAGAUACAUUGGCCAAAAAAGGACCCUUUCCAGAAAUUGGAAUUGGGACGACUUUAGCGGCGUCUUCAAAAUCCAUGAGCACAUAUGCCUUCUCUGCAUCAAGCAAGAGACCCAAAUUAGAAGCUUCUUUGAGCCCAGGAGCUACGGACGUGCUUUUAGAGUCGCAAAGAAGUCAAGUUGCGACACCUGGAAGCUCAAACACUCCUAAGCCAGUUGAAUCCGCAUCGGAGAAGGAGGAAAGACUGAAAGCCGAAGAACAAUACAGACAGAAAAGGCAGCUUACCAAGAAGCGCAAAGAACAGGAACUCUUGCAGAAACUUGCCGAGGAUGAAAAGAAACGCGCAGAGGAAAGGGAACGUCAAAAUGCUGAAAGACUACAGAAGCUACAGGAGGAGAAAUCACGAGAGGAAGAGAAACAAGCUCUACAACGCACGCAUGCUGAGAUCGACCGCCGCCGAAGGAUUCGCUCGCUGUAUCCGCUGGGACUACGGCUGGUGAAUUUUAAGGUGUCCGACGAUUUUCAACGCUUUCUCCCAAUGUAUUUUGUAACGCUGGGUGGACAACGACAUGUUCUAGAUUUACAAGUUUGUGUCUUUCUGAAGGACGUUGCUUUCCUGUCAAAAUUCCAUGAGGGCCUUGAAGUGUCUCGUAUUCAUAAGGCGCAGAUUUGGAAUAUUUACAAGUUCAUCUUCAUGUAUGGCGGCCGCGACCUAGAAUCCGAGCUUUACACAGACUUAGAGGCUAUGCCGUUCAGAAAUCGAGCCGAGCUAGAGUCCCAGGAGCAAGGACGGUUCCUAGCGCUCCCAAUGCAUUGGAUUCCAUGGAACGCGGUCACGUUUCCUGACAAUUCUGAGUGUCAGAGAAUCGCAGCUCAAGAGCAGAUGGUAGAAAUAAGUCUAUGGCCGGAAGCCACUGUUUCUGAAACUCUCGAUUCUGGUCUGGACCGCAAAGCGCCCUCUACUGGCAUGUCAGGCUUUGAUUUUCGCACUGAUUCUGCAUCCAAUUUGGCGCCAAGUGCAAGACAAAAAACGCAGGAAAUAUUUCCGCCAAGACUUCGGCAUCGUCCUAACAUACUGAAUGCUCUCAAAGGUCCACUUCCCUCUUGGUAA